AGAAGGCUGCCCUCUGCUCUUGAGCACGGGCUCUCUGUAGCUCUGGACCCCCUGGCAGGACUGAAGCAGGAGCAGAGUGGAGGCUGUUACCAAGACCAGACCAUCACCACCCCUGGAGCCUGCAGGGGUCUCAGAAGCUGAGACCUCCCACUGAAGCUCCCACCUCAUUUCCUCCACACAGCCCCUGACUUGUGGCAAUGCCAAUCUGUGCCUCAGUUUUCUCUUUGGAAAACCUCUGCCUUCUUUCCCGACUUUUUGGAAAGAUGAGAAUUUGAAGGGGUCUGUGCCUCUACCUACCUAGAAACAAAGCCAGCCCCCAAGCUGGAAAAGGAGCUCCUAGAAGGAACUUCCCUUCCCAGGCUUCCCAGCUGGAGUCUCAUCCUUCUGAGGAGGGUCAGCCUGGAGCAUGCAUCAGGACGGGAUCAGCAGCAUGAACCAGCUUGGGGGGCUCUUUGUGAAUGGCCGGCCCCUGCCUCUGGAUACCCGGCAGCAGAUUGUGCGGCUAGCAGUCAGUGGAAUGCGGCCCUGUGACAUCUCACGGAGCCUUAAGGUAUCUAAUGGCUGUGUGAGCAAGAUCCUAGGGCGUUACUACCGCACAGGUGUCUUGGAGCCCAAGGGCAUUGGGGGAAGCAAGCCACGGCUGGCUACCCCCCCUGUAGUGGCUCGAAUUGCCCAGCUGAAGGGUGAGUGUCCAGCCCUCUUUGCCUGGGAAAUCCAACGCCAGCUUUGUGCUGAAGGGCUUUGCACCCAGGACAAGACUCCCAGUGUCUCCUCCAUUAACCGAGUCCUGCGGGCAUUACAGGAGGACCAGGGACUACCGUGCACACGGCUCAGGUCACCAGCUGUUUUGGCUCCAGCUCUCCUCACUCCCCAUAGUGGCUCUGAGACUCCCCGGGGUACCCACCCAGGGACCGGCCACCGGAAUCGGACUAUCUUCUCCCCAAGCCAAGCAGAGGCACUGGAGAAAGAGUUCCAGCGUGGGCAGUAUCCUGAUUCAGUGGCCCGUGGAAAGCUGGCUACUGCCACCUCUCUGCCUGAGGACACGGUGAGGGUCUGGUUUUCCAACAGAAGAGCCAAAUGGCGUCGGCAAGAGAAGCUCAAGUGGGAAAUGCAGCUGCCAGGUGCUUCCCAGGGGCUGACUGUACCAAGGGUUGCCCCAGGAAUCAUCUCUGCACAGCAGUCCCGUGGCAGUGUGCCCACGGCAGCCCUGCCUGCCCUGGAACCACUGGGUCCCUCCUGCUAUCAGCUGUGCUGGGCAACAGCACCAGAAAGGUGUCUGAGUGACACCCCACCUAAAGCCUGUCUCAAGCCCUGCUGGGGCCACUUGCCCCCACAGCCGAAUUCCCUGGACUCAGGACUGCUUUGCCUUCCUUGCCCUUCCUCCCACUGUCCCCUGGCCAGUCUUAGUGGCUCCCAGGCCCUGCUCUGGCCUGGCUGCCCACUACUGUAUGGCUUGGAAUGAGGCAGGAGUGGGAAGGAGAUGGCAUAGAAAAGAUCUAAUACCAUCCUGCCCAUUGUCCUUACCGUCCUGCCCAUACAGACUGUGGCUCCUUCCUCCUUCCUGUGAUUGCUCCCUCCUGUGUGGACGUUGCCUGGCCCUGCCUUGACGCCUCUCCGGCACAUCACCUGAUUGGAGGGGCUGAUAAAGCAACACCCACCCACUUCUCACACUGGCCUUAAGAGGCCUCCACUCAGCAGUAAUAAAAGCAGUUUUUAUUAGCAGUAGUUCUGUUGUCCAUCAUGUUUUCCCUAUGAGCACCCCUAUGCCCACUCUAAUAUUCAACAAUUAUAGACAAUUUGCCCUAUCAUUUAUUUACAUAUAUGUAUCUACCAUCUAAUCUAUGCAUGCAUGUAUGUAUGUAGGCAAUACAUGUAUCUAAACAAUGUAUUUGUCAAUGCAUCAAUUUAUCUACUCUAUGUAUGUAUCUAUAUGUGUAUUAUGUAUGUAUGCGUGCAUGCGCGCGCACACACACACACUGAUAUUAUAUCAUGGCAUUUUAUUCCUAAAUCUUCCAGCAUGCAUCCCCAAAAAACAAGAAACUUGUCUUACAUAAUCACAAUAAUAUAUCCACAUCUAAGAAAAUUUACUGUAACUUCUUAAUCUAAGAAAAUUAUGUAUUUUUGUCAUAUGUAUUUUGUCAUAUGUAUUUUGUAUUUGCAUAUGUAUUUUGUAUUUGCACAUGUAUUUUUGUCAUAGCAGCAAACAGAGUGAAAUGCCAUUUUUCAUAUUCU
Gorilla gorilla gorilla (western lowland gorilla) is the source of this 2232-nucleotide messenger RNA. It is a transcript of the gene PAX4, whose product is annotated as paired box 4. Bases 407 to 1462 code for a protein of 351 amino acids. The transcript has 12 exons. The record is from RefSeq and is a predicted model, not a curated record. Lineage: Eukaryota; Metazoa; Chordata; Mammalia; Primates; Hominidae. Gene Ontology annotation, biological process: regulation of transcription by RNA polymerase II; anatomical structure development. Gene Ontology annotation, molecular function: RNA polymerase II cis-regulatory region sequence-specific DNA binding; DNA-binding transcription factor activity, RNA polymerase II-specific.